This is a messenger RNA of Drosophila erecta, 2082 nucleotides long. RefSeq names its product ceramide synthase 6. Gene Ontology annotation, cellular component: membrane. Gene Ontology annotation, biological process: ceramide biosynthetic process. The transcript is spliced from 6 exons. Lineage: Eukaryota; Metazoa; Arthropoda; Insecta; Diptera; Drosophilidae. The record is from RefSeq and is a predicted model, not a curated record. Gene Ontology annotation, molecular function: DNA binding; sphingosine N-acyltransferase activity. Bases 662 to 1939 code for a protein of 425 amino acids.
AGACUGGUCGUGCUGCCGUUACAUUUACCGCUCAGCCGAAUCUGGGCACACUGCAUUGUUGUUGCUCGACGAAGAAAUACUAUUAGUAUAUUAUUUUUCGUUCAUCCUGUAAGUUUAAGUGGACGAGACGAGCGGCGACCUACUCGACCCCAACCCGAAAUUCAGAAGUGUAUUGCUUUGGCCGAGAACAGUUUGUCAGGGAACUUCACUUUAUAAACGCUCCGAAGCGACAAAAGUAGCAUUUCUCAAUACGAAUUAAAAUCGAAAUCCUACGCCAAAUUCAUAUUCAAAUAGAAAUUGAAAUAGAAAACCCAUAAGCCGAAGUUAACGAGACGAGCCAACAACAAUUCGAUUCGGCGGUUUUUUGUUUUUUGCCAGUGUGUGUUUGUGUUACGCUGUGAGUGUGCAUUACGUGCAUUAGUGUGUGUGGCGGCCGGUGCUCCUGUUGUUGUUCUUGCUGCUGUCGUUGUCGCCUAUUGUUGUUCUUGCUGUUGUUGUUGUUGCUCGCAAGGCACAAAAACAGAAGCACACACGGAAACACACAACACGCAGGUCGCUCACACAAGCAUAUAUGUGACAACAAACGCCAGCGAAAAAACAGAAAUCUGAGAGCAAAGGAAAUAAAAAACAAUUGAGAAAUUCAAGCAGCUGAAGCAGCAACAUGAACAUAGUCAAUCAGAUCAGCAAUGCAUUCUGGAGUACGCACAUCUGGCUGCCACCGAACACAACCUGGGCGGACAUUGCGCCCGGCUCGCGACCAGAUGUGGUACACGCCAAUUACAAGGACCUCAUCUGGCCCAUUCCAUUCGCCGCUGUCGUCAUGCUGGCUCGCUACACGCUGGAGCGUUUCUGGAUAUCGCCCGUAGGCAAAUCACUGGGCAUACGUAGUUCUAGACCUAAGAAAGCGGCAAAUGUUCCUAUUUUGGAGGCGGCCUAUGCCAAAUCGACUCGAUUGAACCAAAAAUGGCUGGCUCCGCUGUCCAAGCAGACGGAUAUGAGCAAGCGCCAAAUCGACCGCUGGUGGCGUCUACGAAGGGCCCAGGAUAAGCCGUCGACACUGGUUAAGUUCUGCGAGAACACCUGGCGCUGCAUCUACUAUCUGUACAGCUUCAUCUUUGGCGUGAUCGUGCUAUGGGACAAGCCGUGGUUCUGGGAUGUGAAGAGCUGCUGGUACGGCUACCCGCAUCAGUCGAUCAGCAAUGAUAUCUGGUGGUACUACAUGAUUUCGAUGUCAUUCUACUGGUCACUCACUGGCACCCAGUUCUUCGAUGUGAAACGCAAGGACUUCUGGCAGAUGUUCAUCCAUCACAUGGUCACCCUGCUGCUGAUGUCACUCAGCUGGGUGUGCAAUUUGCAUCGCAUCGGUUCGCUCGUCCUGGUCGUUCACGAUUGUGCGGACAUCUUUUUGGAGGCCGCCAAGCUCACCAAAUAUGCCAAGUAUCAGAAGCUGUGCGAUGCGAUCUUUGCCAUCUUCACAGUGGUCUGGAUUGUGACCCGUCUGGGCUUCUAUCCACGCAUCAUUUACAGCUCAUCUGUGGAAGCACCGCGCAUUCUGCCCAUGUUCCCAGCCUACUACAUCUUCAACUCAUUGCUUCUGAUGCUGCUCGUCCUACACGUGAUCUGGACAUACAUGAUCCUCAAGAUCGUUGUCGACUCUCUGCAGAAGGGUCUGAUGUCCGGUGACAUACGUUCCAGUGAUAGUGAGGAUCUCACAGACAGUUCGGAGAAUGCACGUCUGGCCAAUGGCUCGGCGCGCACCAAGAACAAGCCUUCGGUUGCAAAAUCUGACGGAGGAGCAGGAGCAGGUGCUGGCGCUGUUACCCAGCGCAAGACCAACAAUGCCAACAACCACACGACCGAGGCGGCAGGAGGAGGCGCGACAACGGCAGCCAAGUUGGAUGGGAUGCAGGUGACUGGUAGCGAAUCCAGCGAGGAGUAGCCGGUGGACACCUUCAGCUGAGACACCAAUACCACUGCUAGUGGGCACACUUCCCGAGGAGCAGGCGCAACAACAACAGCAAACAAACAAAAUCCACUUACACCCCAAACACACACCACACCCCCAAGCACACACCCCCAAGC